AUGCAGCUGGUGAGCGAGAUUGGACGGAACGCAGCGGGUCCGGUAUCGAGGCAGUUUGGCUUCGGAAUGGGCACCACCAGUUCUGUAAAUGGAAAUAGCAGAAAAGUGGUCGUACAUAAAUACAAGUUUAACUAUUCUAAGAGUACGAGAACAAAUUCAAAGUGCACUUGUGAAGUUUGUGGGGCUGCCCAGCUAAAGUACGGUAAAAAUCUACCGGGAACAGUUCCUAGAAAGGAAAACCAACGUAAUUCAAAACCGAGCAAUUUAAACACUACUAAAGUCAUACGCGAGGUCAUACGCAUGUGUAAUACUUGUCUAACGGAAAUCGGACGAGGGAAGAAUCACGUUUGUACUGUCACUGAGCGUUCAGAAAAUUUAGCAAAUUUAUCAAAGUUUCUAGCCGAAAAAGUCUCAACUUCUGGUUCUGAAAACAUUCGCUUAUCAAAUCGUCGAGGAAAACCAUCCGUAUUUCUAAAAGCUAAUUCUACUGUAUCUUUGAAAGAACGGAAACGCAUGCGGACAGAAGAUAUGUUCAAAGUGAAGACGGAGAAUAACUUGAGCAUGCGGAAGACUCUUCGCAUCAUGAAAAGUUUAAAACGAGGUGGAGUGAGCUUUGAAACUGGCUUAAAAGGGAAGCUUUCCAAACUGAACUCACAGCUUGGAGAUUUGUUUAGUAUUGUAGAGCUAGGAGAAGUACAUGGUUUAAAGAAAUCUAAAUUAAAAUGCUCUUUUCUAGCUGAAAACGUCCAUCUUGGUCAAUGCGCUGAUGUUCCAGUUAUAUUUUGUAAUAAUAUAUCUGAGUUGCUUCAACGCAUCAAGAAAAGUAGACACACGAGUGAGGAAGAACUUUUUAUAAAGCUUGGUAUCGACGGCGGAGGAGGAUUUUUUAAGAUCACUCUCUCUGUUGUAUCCAAAACCCAAAAUAAUUCCACAGAUGAUUUUAAAGACAGCGGCGUGAAACGCCUCCAUUUUUUGGCAUUGGCUCCAAAUCUUGCCGAAAAAUAUGAAUAUAUUUUUCUAACCUGGAAUGGUCUUUUGAAGCUGAAUCCCUUGGAAUCGAUUAUUGCCGGUGAUUUAAAGACGAUUAACGUGAUUAUUGGAAUAAUGGCGCAUUCAUCUACUCACCCCUGUCCAUAUUGUUUUGGAAUCGGCAAUUCAACCGUAAAAUCGUUCAAGGAGACCCAGACGACCCAUCGGCGAGCUGGUAGUGGAAGAAAAGCGAAGACGAACAACCCCGUGAACGCAAGGAAGGUGAGGGAUUUCUUCAAGCGAAAUCCGAACCUUUCGGUGGCAAAAAAGGUCAAUUCUUCCGUCUGGUCCGUCCAGCAUACAAUGAAGCGGGCCGGACUUCAAGUCUUCAAGAAGCUGUACCACGAGUGGUUGGUGCAGCCGAAAUGCAUCGUAAUGAACAAUGAGACGUACAUUAAAGCGGAUGCCAAGCAGAUCCCCGGCCUGGCACCAUCAACGGCCAAAUAUAUAAAGAAGAAUGCCUCUAGAAGCGCCUCCGGUCCCACGAAGGUGAAACUCUGUUUAGGCCGGAUCUGGCAUCGGGCCAUUACGCGAAACCGGUGA
Molecule: messenger RNA, 1572 nt
Organism: Ochlerotatus camptorhynchus
Lineage: Eukaryota; Metazoa; Arthropoda; Insecta; Diptera; Culicidae
Exons: 7
Coding region: 1-1572 (523 amino acids)
Source: RefSeq, a predicted model, not a curated record